AUUACAAUCGAGUCAUCGAUAACUGGUUAAUGGUUAAUCAGUCUAAUUAAAUUGUAAAUUAAAAGUAAAAACUCGGUAAUUACUAAUCAUGGCCACUUUGGAAGACAAAUUGCUGGGUGAGAAACUGGAGUACUACUGCAGCAGCAGCGAGGGCGAGGACAAUGGCGACGAGGGUGACGAUUCCAAGGGCGCAUCCGGGAAAUCCCGAUCCUCCGGCCUGACCAUUGACACAAAUCCGGAUGCGGCUCCGGCCGGGGGAUUCCGGCAGCAGGGCUCCACGAACACGGGACCCAAAGGCGUGGUCAAGGACUGGCAGAGAUUCAAGCAACUGGAAGCGGAGCGCCGGGAUGAAACGGAGCGCCAAAGGCUGGCAUUGGCCAAGAAGCUCACUAUUACCACGGCUACAUCGGCGGAGGAUGAGGAGCGCAAGCGGCAGGAGGAGCUGGACUCCGAGCUGGAUGAGCUGAUGAGCGAGGAAUUCCUGCAGCAGUACCAGAAGCAGCGGAUGGCCGAGAUGCUACGCCAGACAGGACACCACCAGCAGUUUGGCCAGGUGCAGCAGUUGACCAGCCACGGGGAAUUCCUCGAGUGCGUGGAGCAGGAGAACAAGCACACCACCAUCAUUAUCCACAUCUACGAACGCCAGUUGGCCGCAUGUACUACCCUGAACAAGUGCCUGGACAGUCUGGCCAGCGAUUAUCCGUCCAUCAAGUUCGCCAAGAUCUGCAGUUCCGUGGCCGGAAUGAGUCGGGAUUUCCGCACCAAAGGAUUGCCAGCCCUGCUGGUUUAUAAGGCCCAAGCGGUCAUCGGGAACUUUGUGCGGCUAACAGACGACCUCAGCGACGACUUCUUUGCCUCCGAUGUCGAGAGUUUUCUCAUCGAGCAUGGCAUCUUAGUGGACCGAGCUUUGUACAAUUAAGUUGUUGGCUAAAGUCCUAAGAUUAUGAACUGACAAGUAACAUAAAACCCAUAGUUUUAGAUUUCAAAAUUAUAAAGAGUAUAAAUAUUUGCAAAUUUUGUAAUGCAUGUAUAAGACCUUUUAUUAAAUUCAGAAAAUAGACUUGAAAUUCCUGAAGGUCGUUUUUGAACUAAAAGUAUAUAUUUUUGGAAUCUACAAGUUACUUGUCAGUUCAAUUUGAGGCUUACACGCUCCCACAACAUCUGACCAAAUGUGUUCGUAAGACUAGCAUUUAAGAGAACUUAAGCCAGGCCCGCCCUUUUUACUUUUUCAAUUUAAUUAUUUAUUUUUUCCAUUCAGUAAUUAGUUACAUUAUAUGUAUGAUUCUUUUCUCUUCUUUUGUUUUGUAUACAGAACUUCUCGAAGUGCAACUUUCACAAAAUGGAAAAUGUCUCAGAAACGGGGUAAAUCAAAGAAAUAAUAAAAUUCGAUUAAAAAUAUUUGAAAAAUGUAUUCGAAAUGCAUUUUACACUUGAAAUUGUAUGGAACAGAUCCUGCUCACUAAAUAUAGCGUACAUCUAUAACCUUUCCGUCAUCAUUUACAAUACGAAUUAUAUUUAUGUAAUAGUAUUUAGUGGCUAAUGAAUGUACUUCACUCGAACUCGUACUCUGUAAGAUU
This is a messenger RNA of Drosophila subpulchrella, 1577 nucleotides long. Its product is annotated as phosducin-like protein. The transcript has a single exon. Gene Ontology annotation, biological process: regulation of G protein-coupled receptor signaling pathway. NCBI's taxonomy places the organism in Eukaryota, Metazoa, Arthropoda, Insecta, Diptera, Drosophilidae. The record is from RefSeq and is a predicted model, not a curated record. The coding region runs from base 89 to 919 and encodes 276 amino acids.